GUUAUCCUCCACGUUAUUUCUCUAUCAUCCGUUGUUCUUGCUGGGAAUAUAAGAAGUUGGUUGGGUCACGGAGGAUUUGAUGGAGGCCAUGGAGGGAUCGGUGGAGGUCAUGAAGGAAUCGGUGGUGGCCAUGGAGGACUCGGAGGUGGUUAUGAAGGAAGUGCAUUAGGAGGGUGUAGUAUUUUGGGAGGAGCUGGAGAAUUGGGAGCGGGUGGAACAUUGGGAGGAGGUGGUACCUCGGGAGGAGGUGGUGCCUUGGGAGGAGGUGGAGCCUUGAGGGGAUGUGGAACCCAGAUACAAACCAUAACUCAACAGAUUCCGGUACCUGUACCCCAGCCCUAUCCUGUAACAGUUAAUCGACCUGUAACAGUUAAUCGACCAGUACCAGUGCGAGUGCCACAACCGUAUCCUGUUGUCGUUAACAGACCGGUGCAGGUACCAGAAUCACAAACUCAUCCAGUAGAAGUACCCAGGCAUGUUCCAGUUCCUGUUACAAGACCUGUCCCGUAUCCUGUACCACAGCCAGUGCAAGUACCAGUUCAAGUGCCCGUACUUGUUCCACAACUUUACCCUGUGACGAUUCCACAACCCUAUGCAGUUAGAGUACCCCAAACCGUUAUAGUACCAGUACCACAACCUAUAAACGUUGGCGGUGGAGGAACUGGGACCGGAGCCGGAAUUGGAGGUGGAGUAGAAAUUGGAGGAGCUGGUUUUGAAGGCUACUUCGGUGGUAUCGGAGGAGGUUUUGGAGGCAGCCACGGGGGAUCUAUAGUUUUGCAGGAAGACAUGGAGGUAGCACCGGGGGUGCGGUUUUGGAGGCGGUCAAGGAGGCAGUUACGGAUACCUUUCUUUACCCAGGGCAAACGCAACGACACCAUGGACAAGUAA
Leptinotarsa decemlineata (Colorado potato beetle) is the source of this 888-nucleotide messenger RNA. RefSeq lists its product as uncharacterized. NCBI's taxonomy places the organism in Eukaryota, Metazoa, Arthropoda, Insecta, Coleoptera, Chrysomelidae. The record is from RefSeq and is a predicted model, not a curated record.